Messenger RNA from Armigeres subalbatus, 1613 nucleotides. Its product is annotated as protein PRRC1-like. The coding region runs from base 95 to 1204 and encodes 369 amino acids. The transcript has 5 exons. Gene Ontology annotation, cellular component: cytoplasm. Gene Ontology annotation, molecular function: protein kinase A regulatory subunit binding. NCBI's taxonomy places the organism in Eukaryota, Metazoa, Arthropoda, Insecta, Diptera, Culicidae. The record is from RefSeq and is a predicted model, not a curated record. Gene Ontology annotation, biological process: activation of protein kinase A activity.
AACGUCAAAAUAAAAAUAUAAACAAAGUUGUUUCUCAAUGUUUUGGUAGUGCGUAGCAAUUUUAAAUUUUUGUGAAUAUUUCGUGAAGAAAAUAAUGUCCAGCAGCCAGAAAAAAGUUACCAAUAUUCUGUCUAGCAUAAGUCCCCCCUCAGAUUUACCGAGCUUCGUAACUGCAGCCCUUGUGCCGCAACCAGUUACACCUGCCGAGGGAACGACCCCGGACCAGUCGUCAAUGGAAUCUCCAAACAAAGACCCGGAAUCGGAUCCGUUUAUUCCGACCACUUUUAGUCCGGCAAUACCGUCAAGUAAGGACACGAGUAUGGUUGAAGCAAAGGGCGAGACAGAUGCUUCAGAAAAAGCAGCAGGUGGUGCAUCAAAAGUGGGCAAAGAUUUCUCCACUAUGGUUCUCAAUCCGGAACCAUUGGCCGAUGCUCUGAGUCCCAUCACACAGGGAGGCUCGGCUCUGUUCGGUUGGGUGAAGGGUGCGGUUAGCAGUAAUGGCAUCCUGCAGAAAGUGGCGGAAAAAGCGAAGAACUCGGUCGAUACAAUUGUUACUACGUUAGAUCCUCAGAUGAAAGAGUACAUCAAUUCCGGUGGUGAUACGGAGGUGAUUGUGGCAUCAGACAAGGACGAUAAGGUGCGACCAAUUAGGGAAGCAUUUCAAUCGGUGUUUGGAAAAGCCACGGUUAUAGGAUUGGCUUCACAUGCAGCUGGUAUCGCAGCUCAACCGGUAGGUUUUGCUGCUGGGCUGAAAGGCGCAGAGCACAGAAUCAAUGGUAUCAGAGCCGAAAAUCCGAGGGUUGAUGACCAUCUCCCAGUAGUUGCAGUUGAGAACUUCCUGGUGGAGUUAUUCCCUGAUCAAUGGUUUGAAGCUGGCGUAAUUGUACUGUUCGACUAUGCCAAGAAUAUACUGCUUAAAACUGUCACUCAGAUGACACCGAUUCCUUUUCCAAUCGUAACAUCGAUUCAAGCGGACACUCCUGGAGAUUAUGAGCUGAAAGAUACUGGAUUUGCUGUAACAAUUGGGAGCAUCAUGGCGAAAAAUUUGAACACACCGCACACGGAAUGGCACAAAACGUACACAUCGGUUGCUCGUUCGGAAAUGAUCUUGAAUGCGGCCAAAGCCAUCGCCACGCUGUAUAAGCAGUCGGUCGCGGAAUACGCGUCCGCCUUUGGCAAUGCAAUGAAUAGCUCAAAUGAAUAAGAUUUGCUGAAAGCCAGCGUAUCGACGGGGUGUAGAUGUGGACACUACUAGUAGGAAUGCUGGUUCGUAUAUUAGAUGCUAAUCUUUUGCCCCUUUCCCGCAUUUGAGACAUUUCGAAGGUAUUAGAUGAUGGGAGAGAGAAGACCGAGUGGUUGUAAAUGGCGCGGUAUCAGUUUGCGUUACAAGAUGGGCGCCAUCUGCACCGCUACAUAUAGACGCAUUGUUGGAGUUAUCGAUUUCGGAGUUUAAGUUAGAACACAAAACGACGUGUAUUACCAUGAGAUAAAAAACAAGCCUAAUGAUAAAUUAUACAUACAUUAAUUCUUCCACUAGAAGAAUUUUAUUUUCACUACUGUUAGUUUCUUUAUAAUAUAUGAUAAUAAUAAAGUUAUAAAAUAUCACUUUCAAA